Vanessa atalanta (red admiral) is the source of this 676-nucleotide messenger RNA. RefSeq lists its product as uncharacterized. NCBI's taxonomy places the organism in Eukaryota, Metazoa, Arthropoda, Insecta, Lepidoptera, Nymphalidae. The transcript has 3 exons. The record is from RefSeq and is a predicted model, not a curated record. Bases 101 to 580 code for a protein of 159 amino acids.
AUACAAAAAAAUUUUUUUUCAAAAUUAAUACCACAUUUCGAAUAAAUUUAAAGUUAUUUAGAAAUACAUUGAAACUUAAAUAGAGUAAGAAAAAGUGAAAAUGACUGAUAACAUGGAUAAAAUAGCUAAAGUUCCUUUAGCUAGACCAGGAUUUGACGCUUUUGAUAUGUCAGCUCCAUUAUUAGUACAAAUGAAUUCAGAGGGCAAAUGGGAAAAUUGUAAACCAGAUAAUAUGGACGAAGAAAGGCUAAAAGCAGUAGUCCAACAUUUAGUUAAUUCUAAAUCAAUAUCCGCCGCUCAAAGUUAUUGCUGUCAGUGUGCAGCUGAAAAUCAGAAAGUAAGUGGGAAAUCAAACUAUGUACCAGUAAUCAUGAUGCCUAUAUAUCCCGCUGACGAAUGUCCGUUCGAUAUGAAAUGUGAAGUAGAAAAAAUGAAAGAAACGGGUAAAAAGCCAACUAAGAAAGCUGUAACUAAAGAACAAGAAAAACAUACAGAAAAUAUCAAGGAUAAAAAGAAAAUUAAAAAACGAACUUUUGUUCUACAACGUCUCACUGAUUUUGAUUUACUUUCUCAAUGGUAAUAAUAAAACAACAAGACAUUUUAUUUUGUUAAAGACUGUAGGUUUUUCAUUGGGGUUAUUGGUUUUGAAAUUAAAGCUUUUGUUUGGUGCUGAUCA